Molecule: messenger RNA, 450 nt
Organism: Aspergillus pseudoviridinutans
Lineage: Eukaryota; Fungi; Ascomycota; Eurotiomycetes; Eurotiales; Aspergillaceae
Exons: 1
Coding region: 1-450 (149 amino acids)
Source: RefSeq, a predicted model, not a curated record
AUGAUUAUCAAUUCCAUCCCCGACUAUGGAGCUCAAAGACUUUGGUCGGCAAUUUUUUACGGCGUGCACUCCAUCUACAUUUACCCAGUUCUCACGGCGCUAGGCGUUCUGGGAAUCUUCUGCCAAGCUCGUGAGAUUUUGGUUGCACCAUUUCCAAAUGCGCUGAGUCUGCAGGGUCUGGCUAUGCAAGCUCUCAUCUUCACGCUCGUCUCGGUGACAUGGAUACCAAGUCUUCCAUUUCCGUAUGAGAAAUUGGAGGGUCAUUACAGUUGGAAUACCUUUACUGUGUGGUACGGGGCUGUUGGCUUCAUCAUCGUUGACAGCUUUGUCUUCGCCCUCGGCCAGGCAGUGCUUCUGUUACUAGCCUUGAAUCGCUCGUCUUCGAGCAAAGCGACUAUACAACGGGGGACCGAGACAGAGCCGCUUUUGGGGGCCCCCGCAGAGAUGUGA